Funneliformis mosseae is the source of this 378-nucleotide messenger RNA. Lineage: Eukaryota; Fungi; Glomeromycota; Glomeromycetes; Glomerales; Glomeraceae. The record is from the annotation of a GenBank genome assembly.
AUGCCAAAGACACCAACACCACGCUCAGGCUCAAAAGGUGGCAAAGGACUGGGCAAAAGUGCCAAAGUUAGCUCGAUGCGACAUAGAAAAUUGUUGCGAGAAAAUAUCAAGGCAAUCACAAGACCUGCCAUUCGAAGAAUGGCACGCCGAGGUGGCGUGAAGCGAAUAUCAGGUGAAAUAUAUGAAAUCGCAAGGACCUGUAUAAAGGACUUUGUCACGGAUGUUCUUAGAGAUUGUGUAUCCUAUGUCGAAUACGAAAGAAAAAAAACUGUAGGCGUAAUGGAGAUGUUAUUAGCGCUUAAAAGACAAGGACGGACCCUAUAUGGGUUCGACCAUGAAAUCCGAGGAAGACAUACGCACGCGCAUUUUCAUUAUUAA